AUGGCCGUCAUACUUGGUGGUGAUUCCCGGAAUGGCACCUUCGUCUUUCCGUCACACAUCGAGUACUGCCUCUUGAGUACGCUUUGCACCUGUGGUAUGUCGACCGAGGCGACACCCAGCGACAACUCGAGUCCACGAGAUAUCCAUUCUGUCGUCUUGCAGACCACUUUGCAAGAGAUCACAACGCGACCGACGGAUCUCCAAGAUUGUUGCGUCAUUUGCCUCGAAGAGAUCACGGAAGGCUGUGAAGCGCAACCGUGCCACCACCACAAUUUCGACUUUCUCUGCCUCGUAACAUGGCUGGAACGACAGGUAGCGUGUCCUUUGUGUAAGACCGAUAUCAAGGAGGUCCGCUACGAGUUCAGCGACGACCGAAAGCAAUGGAAAACCUUCAAGGCCCCUGAGAGACCCGACAAGGCUGGAGUUACGGCAAAUGUGUCUUCUACUCAGCAGACGAGGCGAUAUUAUUCUCAAGCUCACUCACGGCGGCUACGGCCUCAUGCACCUUCAACGACUCGGACGCUCACUCCAUCCCAAGAUGAAGCUAUCACCCGCCGAAGGACUGUCUACCGAAACCAGCUGUACUCAUUACACGUCGGCUCGAACCGGAUCUCAAGAUACAGAGAUUUGACACCGCAGAUGUUUGCCUCGGACACGGAACUUGUCUCGCACGCGCGUACAUUUCUUCGACGCGAACUCCAGGUCUUCGAAUUCCUCUCACCUGACAAUGAUACACGGCCGCAAGAUACCGACCCUAUCCGGCGUCGCAGAGCCAACAACGCCGAGUUCCUGCUGGAGUACAUCAUCGCUAUAUUGAAGACUGUCGACAUGCAAGGCAGCAUGGGCCAAGCUGAGGAGCUUAUCCAAGAGUUUCUGGGGAGAGAGAAUACGCGAUUGCUACUUCAUGAGCUUAGAGCAUGGCUGAGAAGCCCCUACAUGUCGCUCGAAAGCUGGGACCGCGCAGUACAAUAUCCGGAUGUCGCACCCAAACGGCGACGGUCACAGAGCCCUGGCGCAGUUAAUCGUGGAGAGUCGUCCACAAGCGCCAGCGGCAUAUAUCCUUCGAGCUGGAGGAGAGACGAGCGCCGCAGGUAUCGCAGGCAGCCUUACGAAUCACGCCGGUCGCGGAAUGACCAGAGGUUGCGAGAGGCAACAGAGCGGUAUUCCGUUGAUUGA
This is a messenger RNA of Colletotrichum orchidophilum, 1176 nucleotides long. RefSeq lists its product as uncharacterized. Gene Ontology annotation, biological process: protein polyubiquitination; protein monoubiquitination. NCBI's taxonomy places the organism in Eukaryota, Fungi, Ascomycota, Sordariomycetes, Glomerellales, Glomerellaceae. The record is from RefSeq and is a predicted model, not a curated record. The transcript has a single exon. The coding region runs from base 1 to 1176 and encodes 391 amino acids. Gene Ontology annotation, molecular function: ubiquitin protein ligase activity.